AUGAUGAAGGCGGGGAAAGCGGGCGGGGGGGGUGAUGUUCGGGAUCGUUCCUAUUUUGCUGAGGCAGCGAACUCUACCAUCCCUGCUUUUAGGUGUGCUUUUAUCAACAAUCAGAACAGAACGACCUGUGAGCAGUGCGGUCGAAAUAAACCUAGAGCGAAGGGAAAGGUCGGCCAGGAAAUUGGAAAGGAGGCGGCUGAGAAGAGCAAAGGAUUGUUCGCCGCCGAGGACUGGGCGUGUUCCAAGUGCGGUAAUAUAAACUGGGCUCGAAGGGUUCAGUGUAACAUAUGCAACGCGCCGAAAUUUGGUGAGGUGGAGGCUCGCACCGGCUACGGCGGUGGAUAUAUGGAUCGCCAGGAAGUAGAAUAUGUAAAGCGCGAGGAAUCUGAUGAAGAGUUUGACGAAGUAGGAUUCUUGUUCGAUUGA
Soboliphyme baturini is the source of this 426-nucleotide messenger RNA. NCBI's taxonomy places the organism in Eukaryota, Metazoa, Nematoda, Enoplea, Dioctophymatida, Soboliphymatidae. The record is from the annotation of a GenBank genome assembly.